ACCCGCCGAAGAAGAUAAACUCCACCGAAGAAGAAGACAAGCUUGCCUUGUGGUAGCUGGCAGAUCUCUUCAGUUGUCCAAUUCAUUUUCAGUAAAGGGUAUUUUCAAGAAUGCCACCUAAGGGGAAAGGUGGCAAGGAGGCAGGGAAAGGUGGCAAGGAGGCAGGGAAAGGUGGCAAGGGAGGCAAAGGUGGAGCUGCUGCAGGGGGUGGAGACAAAGAAAAAAAGGAAGAGAAGACGAUUAAAGGAGGCACUUCUGUUAAGGUCAGACAUAUCCUGUGUGAAAAACAUGGUAAAUGUAUGGAGGCGAUGGAGAAACUGAAGGCCGGGGUUCGCUUCAGUGAAGUGGCCUCACAGUACAGUGAAGACAAAGCCAGACAAGGGGGUGAUCUGGGCUGGAUGAUAAGAGGGUCUAUGACCGGACCCUUCCAGGACGCUGCCUUCGCCCUACCCAACAGCACCAUGGACAAACCCAUUUACACAGACCCCCCCGUCAAGACCAAGUUUGGCUACCACAUCAUCAUGGUGGAAGGGAAGAAAUGAACCUAAGGCUGGUGGCGGUAAUGCACCAUUAACAGUGGAUGCCAACCACCAUUAAACCCCAUCGAAGAAGAAGAAUGACCCAAAGGAAAGAUCCACUACUCUUCACUUUGACAUUGGGACACUCUGCUUUCUCUGAGGAGAUGGCACAAUCAAAACAAUAUAUAUAUUUUUUUCUUGCAUAAUGUUUUUCAUGUCCUCGUAAUGGCACAACAAAAGCUAACAAUUAAAUGCUCUGUGAAGAGACACAGGCUAUUAAGAUGUAUGUACUCCUGUCUGUAGCUAAUAAAAAGUGGUGUAAUUUUUACACUGGUGGUCAAUUUAA
Salvelinus sp. IW2-2015 is the source of this 864-nucleotide messenger RNA. RefSeq names its product protein (peptidylprolyl cis/trans isomerase) NIMA-interacting, 4 (parvulin) (gene pin4). NCBI's taxonomy places the organism in Eukaryota, Metazoa, Chordata, Actinopteri, Salmoniformes, Salmonidae. The record is from RefSeq and is a predicted model, not a curated record. Gene Ontology annotation, cellular component: nucleus. Gene Ontology annotation, biological process: rRNA processing. Gene Ontology annotation, molecular function: peptidyl-prolyl cis-trans isomerase activity; DNA binding.